UAUUGUUUUGUUUGAACUCAUUCAACAUCCAACUUUUCUCGCAACAGAAUCAAAUUUUAAGGGACCUUUUAGAAAUAAUUUACACUUUUAUUAAUUUUCCAUUCAAAAAAAAACAAGCAACAAUGGUCACUUUUGGCGGUGUGGCGAAAGUAUUGAAGGGCUUUCAAAACGGCGCAAGCAUCUGGGUGAAAACCGUGAAUCCUGGCUGGUACGAGGCCCGAGUGUUACCCAGGACCAUGUUGAGAGAAAAGAAACCCAAAAGAGUAGUCGAAUCGAACAAGGAAGUGCGGCCCGUUCGCCAACCUCCCAAGACCGCCAUGGCGCUACAGAAAAGCGUAACCACGCAGUAUCCGUUUAUCGAUUGGGAUUGAAACAGAAAAAGAAUAAAUUGUUUUUAAAAUCGUGAAUUUCAAACCGAUGUGUAGUGUGGGGUUGUCUUGGAACAGAUAUAUAAUAUUUCCGGCUAACUAGGUUGUUCUGGCGGAAAAUUAAAAUUGAAAACCAAAAAAACCGUCAGCCUAAAAUUUUAAUUGCUUUUCCAAGCCUUUCAUGGGAAAUCUAAAAAAAGAAAUAUACAGUAACAUAAUAAAGAUUUGGCGUAUACAAUAGUCUCAGUAUACUUUUUAAACAUGGUAUUUUUGUUUGGUACAAUAGCGAAAUGUUGUCAUUUAAGGCGUUUUUUUCCAGGUUUAGAGAGCUGGUUUAAAAUGCUUUAAAAUUUAGGUAUAGUGUUUGAAAGAUCAUCUAGGACUAGUUGGGAUCUCUGGCACGGCAUCUGGCAACACUACGGUGGUUUGCUAACCAUUUUUCAGAUACCCUGCUGCGGUCACACCGAGUUUUUGCUUCGCGAGCAGGUGGUGUUCGUCCAAUCAGAAUUGAAAAAAUUCCGAUAGCCGAGGGCGAUUGCCACUUGCUAAUACAUGAGUGUUAAAGUUAAAUGCAAAAUUACGCGGCGCACGCUUCGCCCACGCGUUCCGACUGUUCAGUGCAAGCAACGGGGCGAGAAAAUACGAGCAUAUAUAUAAUACAAAGGCCUCACAAAGCAAGUGAUAAGAGAAUACCAUAGUAUAUAAUACAAAUUCAACGUGAAAAGAAAUCUCGCCAGCCGCAGAAACAACAAAAAAGAAGCAAGGCAGACUCGGGCGACAAAUGGAAAUAAAGUAUAAAGUGAUGGCGGAGAGCGGAGAGAUAGAAAUCGUAAUGUGUAAGCGGGACCAGAGCAUACGAAACGUCGUCGCAGCGAAGAUUAAAUAAAUUUACAAACCCCAAAGUGAAACUCGAAAUGUGAAAAUUCUGCAACUCAAAAGGAAAAAUUAAAAUCUUUAAUUCAAAAACUAUCUAAAAAUCUUAAAAAUAAAAUAAAGAAAAUAAAGUGUCUUUUAAAAGAAAAAUAAAAAAAUAAAUAAAAAUCAGCACUGGAGUCGCCAGGUGGGCAUGGCCCACUGCCCGCCGAACAUCCGCUGGAGAGCCGCUGCCAUUGACCCUCUUGCUCUUCUUCCCGUUCGUGUCCCGUUAUCCGUCGUCUCCGGAUCACCGCCACCGGGUCGGCGGCAGCUGGGCAGCCGAUGAACUCCGCCACAAAAGAAGAUGCAUUUUAAGUGAAUAUCCGGUGUACAUUACACGUCCAAUUACGUCCAGUUGAUAUCCACUAGCGCUGAUCCACUCCAGCUCCUGCCCCUGCUCCCUGCUCCC
Molecule: messenger RNA, 1692 nt
Organism: Drosophila ananassae
Lineage: Eukaryota; Metazoa; Arthropoda; Insecta; Diptera; Drosophilidae
Exons: 4
Coding region: 123-371 (82 amino acids)
Source: RefSeq, a predicted model, not a curated record